AACCAGCAGCUCAAACUUUACUGGACACGUUUCGGCUAUUCAUCAAUAUCCCCAUUGAGUAUCAAAGCCAAUUUAUGACUGGCCAACAUACGCACGUGAUCCCAUACAAACACCCCAUUUGCGGGCAGCGCAGUUGGCGAUCAAGAAAUAAAAAGAUACCAAACCCUGUUUCCGCUAUAAAACUUGGAUUAACCUAUUUUCAGUUAAAAGCUCUUCGCUUAAAAAGCGACUAUGGAGUCAGCAACAUGAUCUGCAAACGCGACGGAACGCGCGCUACUUCCAGCCACCAGAUUUGAAGAGUUCAACAUGAGCGCUUUUAUUCACAGCUCCAAUUUCACUCAAACAGCGGAAGCAACUUCAAAUGCCAUGUUUAAUUUUGAUGUGUCUGAACGCGCGUCCAGUCGCUAUACGGGUGUUGACGCGAGAGGAUUAUACCCUUGUCCCGUCCUAACGACCUCUGUUGAUGGGGACGAGAUAAAAACUAGCCUGCAUAGCAACUCGGAGGCUACUUUCCAAUCCAGAUCGCAUAUAACUAUGGUCUCCAGUAACUCUACCGUGGACGCGGGCGCGCACAGCUACGGUGGCACGUCAGUGCUGGGACGAAACCGAGAGACGGGAAAAAGCUCCAAAUACGGAGUCAACAAAAGCCACGACAGUCAGAGGACUGAAGAUAGCGCACAAGGAUUGAAACAACACACUAACACAAGUCAACGAGAGAGGAGUGAGCAGCCCCAGAUCUACCCAUGGAUGACAAAACUGCACAUGAGCCACGAGACGGAGGGGAAGCGCUCUAGGACCAGCUACACCCGGUACCAGACUCUGGAGCUGGAGAAGGAGUUCCACUUUAACCGGUACCUGAGCCGCCGCAGACGCAUCGAGAUCGCUCAUAGCUUGUGUCUGAAUGAAAGGCAGAUCAAGAUUUGGUUCCAAAAUCGACGCAUGAAGUGGAAGAAGGACUCAAAGCAGAAAGGAAAAGAGUAACUGCACUGAGCGCGCGCUCUGUAGGGCUGUACAGUGGCGCGUGACCUCCAGAUGAACCUUGUAAAGCAAUGACAUCAUGACACUACACUGCGUGCUUCAUCACCAAUUAUGUGUCACUUGCUGCAGUUUGGGACCUAAUGUAUUGAAUAUCACUCAGUUUGAUCAAUAGGUUUACAUUUCUAAAUUAAUUUGCUGCCUAUGCGAUGAUAACCUCACUUGAGAGCACUAAGAGGACAGUCUGCAAAGCAGGGCACACAAUAUCAGUAGUAACCUCAUUGUCAUUAAGAUAAGAGCUAAGGAGCCAGUGUCACCUCAUCAGUAAACUUUUCUAAGUUCAGCAAAGACUUUCACAGCCCAAACAUAGAAACAUAGUGGACUCUCUGUUCGAAUGUGGUUUGACGCGGAGUGUUAUCCAAAUGGUUGCAAAAAGGAUUCACCUACUGUGAUGUUGAUGUUAUGUGAAAUUGAUACACUUUUAAUAUUCAGCUCAUGUGUUUAUUCACAAGAGUGAACCUCGGAAAAUAAAAUGUCAUUUGAUGCCAAUACCACUGCAAAAACUGUCUCUAUUUAUCGGACGCGCUGCGAAGGCCCCUCAUCACAGUUUAUUGGCCCUCUACAGAGCCCCUGCAGACAAUGCUUCCUGUUUGGAUAAAGAGGGAAAGCGCACAGUAGCCUGAAACAAUACAGCGUGAGGAGGUGAGACCACUGCGUCCUGUUCUGGCACAAUGACGCGCCACCUCUAAGGCCAUUAUGGUUACUUAACGAUGUCAUUGCGCUUUGACUGUGCCAUC
Messenger RNA from Periophthalmus magnuspinnatus, 1772 nucleotides. RefSeq names its product homeobox C5a (gene hoxc5a). Gene Ontology annotation, biological process: anterior/posterior pattern specification; regulation of transcription by RNA polymerase II. The transcript is spliced from 2 exons. Bases 307 to 981 code for a protein of 224 amino acids. Lineage: Eukaryota; Metazoa; Chordata; Actinopteri; Gobiiformes; Gobiidae. The record is from RefSeq and is a predicted model, not a curated record. Gene Ontology annotation, molecular function: RNA polymerase II cis-regulatory region sequence-specific DNA binding; DNA-binding transcription factor activity, RNA polymerase II-specific. Gene Ontology annotation, cellular component: nucleus.